This is a messenger RNA of Colletotrichum destructivum, 3631 nucleotides long. Its product is annotated as Putative PRELI/MSF1 domain, Slowmo/Ups family protein. The transcript has a single exon. NCBI's taxonomy places the organism in Eukaryota, Fungi, Ascomycota, Sordariomycetes, Glomerellales, Glomerellaceae. Gene Ontology annotation, cellular component: mitochondrial intermembrane space. Gene Ontology annotation, molecular function: phosphatidic acid transfer activity. Gene Ontology annotation, biological process: phospholipid transport. The record is from RefSeq and is a predicted model, not a curated record. The coding region runs from base 583 to 1302 and encodes 239 amino acids.
AAGGGAAGGAGGACGCCCAGACCAAAAAGAAUGGUCGCACUUCUCCCCCCAAAAUCAAUCGACCUGACCGACCGAAUCGAACCACACACGCACGAGCACUACAUCAUUACUACGGUCGUCCCCCUCUUAUACCUCCUACUCCUCCUCCCACUCCUCCUCCUCCUCCUCCUCCCCAUCAUCCCCCCUUCUCUCUCUCCGCAUCCGCCGCUUCCCUUCGUUUCUUCCUCUCCCUUGUUCGCCCUUGGCCAUUCACACGACGACUCCCGAUUUGCGCUGCACCCAAAUCCCGACGCCGAUAAAAACCGAAAACUCCGGUGCCCGAGCUCCCGGAUAUAGCUUCAAUUUUCCCCCUCAACUUCUCAAAACAACCUAUACUUCUCUCUGUCUGCCCAUCUGUCUGCAUUGGCCCCCUUUCCCCGCCGACAGGCUACUCGAUGUCAACGCCUCUUUCGUCCCGACGAACGUGAGCGCCAUCGCAGACCCGAAGCACUCGAGACAACGACUAUAUCGAGAUUCCAUUGCAGCAAAACAAGAAGAAAAAAACUACACGAGACCUUCCCAACCACUUUUUCGCCAGCCAACAUGGUCCUCACCCACACGACGAACCACACCUACUCUCACCCUUUCCCGACGGUGACGCUCGCGUACUUCCUCCGCUACUCGUCCCCCAAGCUCAACCCCUUCUCCACCCAUGUCCUCAGCACCGACACCAUCGACAGCCGUCUCGACCCGGCCACGGGCAGGCUGCACACGACCCGUAUCCACCUGAAGAAGUCGCGCAUGCCGGCCCCCGUCUUCAAGCUCCUCCCGGCUUCAAUCACCGGCGGCGGCUCCGCCGGCGAGAAGGCGACCUACGUCCUCGAGACCUCCGUCAUCGACAUGCGCGAGGGCUGGAUGCGCACCGAGAGCCGCAACCUCAACUUCAUGAACGUGCUGUCCGUCGUCGAGAAGCAGGACUUCCGCCUGCCCGCCGACGCACCCCGCGACGCCGCCACCACCGACGUGACCACCACCCUCGUCUACAAGUCGCGCCUCGGCGAGAGGCUCCGCGGCGGGAAAAAGGACCAGGCGCCCUCGCCCGCCGACCACCCUGAGCAGAAGGACGGCCGCUGGAUGCCUGGUUGGAUGAGCGGUAUCGGCGCCCGCGGCGUCCAGCGCAGCAUCGAGAGCAUCGCCUCGAGCAAGACGCAGGACCAGAUGGGCAAGAGCCGCGAGGGCAUGCGCGUCGUCCUGGAAAGGCUUCGCAAGAACGGCGUCGUCGGCGUGCUGGAGAUGAUGAGACGCGAGCGUCAGUUGGCCUGAUCUGGUGAUGGCCCUCUCCGGGGACUCGAUCUGACGAACGCAACCUUUUGGAGCGUGACCUUGACUGAAGGAGAGAGAGAGAGAGAGAGAGCACACAUGUAAAACCAUUCACGGCCGGUAUUCUGCGGGUCACGCUCUGAAGGUCCCCCCUUGUACCCCUAACCCACCCACUUGUUGUACAUUAUUCCAGGACCAUAGCGCGGCGUCUUUAUGGCUUUUUAUUUAACGGCGGUUGGCGAGGACACGGCAAAGGAAACCAAAAAUCCAAACGGCUCGCGACGGGGAAAACAAGAAAAAUCUAGGGCUUCCUCUGUCAUGCCGUUCUUGUAUGACAUUCCCCUCUCUUGUGUUUGGGCACCGACGUAGGUAGUUGAAAGUGUUUUAUAUACAAAACCGUCUAGUUGUUCCAAUUCGCGGCCCGCCACCCGGUCAUUCCCAUGCGAAACCGGUGUCGUGCCCCGUCAUCUUGUGCAUGAACCAUUGUGGACCGUGGCUGAUUUGCUCGGACGGCGGCCUCCGGGCGGUCAAUUUAAGCAUGCGGCCCCGGAUCUUGGCGUUCUGCACGAUUGUUUUUUUGGACGAUUCUGGGCAGCACGAGACAACGUGGUCAGACAACAACCCUCUUUUCCGGGCAAGCCAGGAUAUCCCAUGGCACGAAGACAGUGAGGCGUGGAUGAAACAAUCCAUUUGUCGAAAUGCAUCAUCUUGCUGGCCUCGCCAGCACCCUUGACCUUUGGGGGGGGGGGGGGGGGGGGGGCUUGAUUCUGAGUCCCAACUUGUAGGCCCGCCUGCGUCCCUUUUUUCCUUGCUCUAAAUAAUAAUCUACAGUAUGAAUACAACACUGUUAUAACGUUAACGUUACCACCCACUGUAUCACUUUUCCGCCUUCUUCGUGUCCGACACCGCCGCGGCAGCGGCCUCCUGCUCGGCCAUCAUGGCCGCAAUGUCCCCGGACACGAGCCAGUCCUUGACGGCGUCGACGAUCUUGUCGAGCGACUCGCCGCCGUCGAUGACGUCGACGAGGUUGUACACGUCGACGCCGGCGCGGUGAUCCGUGACGCGGUCCUGGUUGUAGUUGUACGUGCGGAUCUUGUCGCUGCGCGAGAUGCGGUGCCGCGAGAGCACGUUGUCGCGCAGCUGCGCCGCCGCCUCCUCGCGGGCCUCGCGCCGGAUCAGCCCCACGCGCGACCGCAUCAGCUUCCACGCGUCCUCGCGGUUGCGCGACUGCGACCGCGAGUCCUGCAUGCUGACGACGGUGCCCGUCGGCGUGUGCGUCAUGCGGAUCGCCGACUCCGUCUUGUUGACGUGCUGCCCGCCGGCGCCGCGCGCGCGCAUCGUCUCGAUCUUGACCUCGGACGGGUCGAUAUAGAAGUCGCUCUCCGGGUUGUUGAAGUCCUUGGCACCGUCGCCGCUCUCCUGGAAGGACGGCAGCACCCACACGGCCACGGCGCUAGUGUGCACGCGGCCGUUCUUCUCCGUCGCCGGGAUCCGCUGCACGCGGUGCAUGCCGGCCUCGCCGCGGAACAGGUCGUAGGCGCCCGGGUCCUGGAUCUCGAUGACGGCCUCCUGCAGCGCGCUCUCGCCCGCCGCCGUGGACAGGUCGCCGGCGGCCUCGACCGUGUCGUACUUGAUCACUUGCGAGCGGUAGCCCCUGCGCGAGAGGUACUGCUUGUACAUACGGAACAGCGUGUCGGCGAAGAAGCGGCCCUCGAGACCGCCGGGUCCCGGACGGAUCUCGAGCAGGCAGGGCAUGUGGGCGUAGGGGUCCUUGGGCGUCAGCGAGGCCGAGAGCUUACGCGAGAGGGCCGAGAGCUGGCCGUUUGUCGACUCGAGCUCCUCGGCGGCCAUGUCCCGGAGUUCUUUGUCCUUUGAGCCCAAGAGGCCGUUGAGCUCCGCGAUGGAGCUCGUCGCGCGUUCCCAUUCGCGGAGGGCCGUGGCGACGCUCGAGAGCUCGCCCAUCCGGCGGGCCGUUUUGGAGUCAAAGUCGGAUUCGAGGGAGCGGGCGAGGGCAUCGUGUUCGGUCGUGAGGGCGCGCGCUCGUUGGAGGAGGGCUGGCGGGAGGUGUGCGGUUGUGUCUGCGGCCAGGGGAAGUGGAAACCGGGUUAGCUGGGCCCUCGGGGCGUGGACGAGGGGCGCGAUGGGAGCUUGCCUGAGCUAGCACGGCGAAUGAAUUGGGUGCUCCUGGGCUUCAGAAGCCCUCCCAGGCAACGCCGACACACCCAUGGCGCCGCGAUCAUACUCGGGGCUGGAGGGGAGCUGAAUGAAGGGGAUUGGCGGGCGAUAUUUCACAGGUUUCGAGGAGGAAUUGGUUGGCCGCAGCACGUCAAAA